CCUUUUAAAGCUAGAGCCACCAUAGCUCCUCCCAUAUCCCAUAGAAAACUAUGCAAACUGACCCACGUGGUGUCUAAUGGCUGGCACUCCUCCGACCAGAUCUUUAUUAUUUUUCUUUUCUCUAGUUUGUUUCGGCACCCUGUCGGUCAUACUCUUGUUGAAGACAAAGAAUAAGAGAAAGAAGAAAAGGAUAGUGACUCCAAAGCAUCUCUUCUUCCCAGACAAGAGUGGACAUAAUGCCUCUACUCUUCUAAACCUCAUUUCCUCCUUACCAAGUCAUAGUCUUGACAUAUGCGUCUAUUGCUUGAAUGGCAAAGACUUCCUCGAGGCCAUACUCUCAGUCCACAAAAGAGGAGUCCCUGUACGUGUCAUUACCGACAACGAGGAGAGUUACGUCCAGAUAGCUACUUUAAGAAAGGGAGGAGUGCAAGUCCGUACAAAUAUGUCAUCCAGCUAUCUAAUGCAUCACAAAUUUGCAAUCAUCGAUCGUUCUCUUCUUAUCACUGGGUCACUCAAUUGGACCAGGCAAGGGUUAAAUGGCAAUUAUGAGAAUGUUAUCAUUACCGAUGACGUGGGAUACCUCGGAGGGUUUUUGAAACAAUUUGAAGAGCUUUGGGAAUCAUUUGAUCCACUCGCAUCUAAGUGACAUUUUGACUGAAUUUAUUAUUAAAAAUACUACAACCCCCACCAGUGCAUUUAUUUUCAUUGCCUUGUUUAAAAGAUGUGCAUAAUAUUCACAUUAAUUUUAUAUAAACAAUCAUGCUUAUUGUUAUGUUGCAACACAAAUGCUGAAUGAUUCCUUCAAA
This is a messenger RNA of Amphimedon queenslandica, 806 nucleotides long. Its product is annotated as mitochondrial cardiolipin hydrolase-like. Gene Ontology annotation, biological process: piRNA processing. Lineage: Eukaryota; Metazoa; Porifera; Demospongiae; Haplosclerida; Niphatidae. The record is from RefSeq and is a predicted model, not a curated record. Gene Ontology annotation, cellular component: mitochondrion. Bases 77 to 646 code for a protein of 189 amino acids. Gene Ontology annotation, molecular function: RNA endonuclease activity producing 5'-phosphomonoesters, hydrolytic mechanism. The transcript has a single exon.